UGGCUCGAAGGACUAGGCAAGGUGACGACCGACUAUCGAACAGGAAUUAUGGAGUUCAACUCCGAAGGUCGUCAGGUCACCCUCAGCACCGGUACUGAAAAAGGAACUAAGGAAGUAGGGUUGAAGAGCAUCGAGAGAGUUUGGCGUGGUGGAGGCCAAAUCUUUGCAGUAGUAGUCGAGAACAUGGGAGCGGACCUGGAUCGUGACGAACAACAGCAAGGAGACGUACGCGAGCUUCUCGAGGAAUUCGAAGGAGUACUGGGCGAGCCUAAAGGGCUACCACCGCACCGGGAGUUCGAUCAUCGCAUACCAUUGGUCAAUGAACAGCAUGCCAUACAUGUCCACCCCUAUAGGUACGCUCACUUUCAGAAAACCAAGAUCGAAUGGCAGGUUGCGGAGAUGCUAGAAUCAGGACUAAUCCAGCACAGCAAAAGUCCAUUUUCUUCUCCUGUACUGUUAGCUAAAAAGAAAGACGGCACGUGGAGGUUCUGUACUGACUACCGAGCCCUAAACGCCGCAACUAUCAAGGACCGGUUCCCUAUUCCAAGUGUUGAUGACAUGCUUGAUGAGUUAGCUGGGUCACGAUAUUUCUCUAAACUCGAUCUACGAGCUG
Molecule: messenger RNA, 613 nt
Organism: Striga hermonthica
Lineage: Eukaryota; Viridiplantae; Streptophyta; Magnoliopsida; Lamiales; Orobanchaceae
Source: the annotation of a GenBank genome assembly